AUGGGCGUCCUCGGCCACGAGCGUGGAAGACAGCGAGACGGCACUAGCACGUGUCCGUGCGUAUGUGUCGUAUGCCAAGGUCACUUGGCGUGUCAGUACGCGCGUGCUAUGGGUUACAAGGUGGUCGCCAUCGACUCUGGCUACGACAAGCGCAAGCUGAUCGAGUCGUACGUCAUCAAGAGCUUUAUCGAUAUUAACGAUGGAGACGUGAUCGACCAGGUCCGUGCUGCUACGGGUGGACGUGGAUCCCAUGCUGUCAUUGUCGUGGCUGGUUUGAAGGACGCGUACAAGGACCAAUCGUACGACGAGGCGCUGGAAUGGCUAGAGCAAGCGUUUGAUCGAGAGAAGGUGGCGUUGGCAGCUUCUGUGGUGGGUGUCGCCCAUGUCUGCGGCGGUCCUGAAAUGCUCUAUCUUGAUGGAGAUGAAGGUGGUGGGGCUGUUGAGACAGAGCGUCUACGAGACCUGGUUGGUUACGGGCGACAGUGGAGUUGCGGCUAA
Phytophthora infestans T30-4 is the source of this 498-nucleotide messenger RNA. RefSeq lists its product as uncharacterized. Bases 1 to 498 code for a protein of 165 amino acids. The transcript has a single exon. The record is from RefSeq and is a predicted model, not a curated record. Lineage: Eukaryota; Oomycota; Peronosporomycetes; Peronosporales; Peronosporaceae.